AUGCAGACUUUCCAAGUAGGUCUGAUUCUCAUCUCAUACGCUGGCACACCUUCAGUUUACUCUGGUAUUGAGAUCAAGAUCAGAUCCUCAGACCUGCCCUCUGAAAUCAUAUCAGAAAUCUGGCUGAGGCGGCGUUGGCCCGGCUCUUCCGAGGCCAUGUCCCCCCGGUCCCCCUUCUCCGGGGAGUUGAGGCGGGCGCCCGCCUCGGCCUGCAGCCGGUCCCGUUUGCGGGCCGGCGGCACGGUGCUGCUGCCCUCCAUGUUGAUGUUCGGCGUGAUCCUGGCCUCCAGCGGGCUGCUGCUGAUGAUCGAGAAGGGCAUCCUGGCCGAGGUGAAGCCACCCCCGCUGCACCCUCCGGCAGGGGAGCUCGCCCGGAGGGUGGGCGGCAGGGAGGUCCCUGGCGACCUUGACCGUGAGGUGCUGCGGGACAUCCGCAACCGCACCAUCCGCUCGGUCUGCGGGCAGCGGGCCAUGCCCCACAGUGUCUGGGAGCUGCCGGCCAGCCAGCGGCGGACGGUGCUCCGUCACCUCCUGGUCAGCGACAAGUACCGCUUUCUGUACUGCUACGUCCCCAAGGUGGCCUGCUCCAACUGGAAGCGCAUCCUGAAGGUGCUGGAUGGAGCGCUGGAGAGCGUCGACGUCAAGCUCAAGAUGGACCACAAGAGCGACCUGGUGUUCCUGGGGGACAUGAAGCCGGACGAGAUCAACUACCGCCUGAAGAACUAUUACAAGUUCAUCUUUGUGCGAAACCCUGCGGAGAGGCUGCUGUCGGCCUACAGGAAUAAGUUUGGGGAGAUCAAGGAGUACCAGCUGAAGUACGGGGUGGAGAUUGUCAGGAGGUACCGGAAAAACGGGGGCAAGUCGGCAGGCGACGACGUGACCUUCUCCGAGUUUCUCCGCUACCUGCUGGAUGAGGAUGUGGAAAAGAUGAACGAGCACUGGAUGCCCAUCUACAACCUGUGCCAGCCCUGCGCCGUCAGGUACGACUUCAUCGGCUCCUAUGAGCGGCUGAACGAGGACGCAAACCAUGUCCUUGAGAAAGUUCAGGCACCUUCCUUUAUCCGCUUCCCAGAAAGGCAGUCGUGGUACAAGCCCGUGACAGCAGAAACACUCCAUUACUACCUAUGCAACACCCAACAAAAGCUGAUAAAAGAGCUGCUACCAAAAUAUAUCCUGGAUUUCUCCCUCUUUGCCUAUCCCCUUCCAAACAUAACCAGCGAAUUCUGUAGGCAAUGAGUUUUUUGUUUCAGGAUCUGGCAGAAAUUCUGCCUACGCUGGCAAGGAUUUGCUAAGACGGCCAUUGCUACAAAUAAUGUGUUGCUGCAGGGCCUGUGAAACACUCUUCUAUGCAUAAUUUCCUAAGUUUAUACUUUUAAAACACUCUUUAUAUAAUUUUAUAUAUUGCCUUUUCUACUAAGAAUACUUUUUGUAUUGUUCCAAUUUUAAUGUGUACAUAUGCCGCUGACUCGAGCACAAUAGCUUUUGUAAAUCUAUUUUGCUUCAAAUUCUUUUUAUGGCACGGCAUGGAAAUCUUUUGUAAGGAAGUCAAGAAAAUUGAUAUAUUUUAAAUAUUCUUCCUCCUUUUUUUGUGUUUACUACUACAUAGUGUGCAGCUGACUCACAAUCAUAAUUUAAAAUAGUGGUUGAUGCGCUGAAAGUUAGCGCUGUUAAAACUGAUCCCAGGUUAGACUAGAGGUAGUUCUUCAAGUAUGAAUAGAAAAAAAGUCCUUUAAAAUAUGGCUUUAUUUCUCCUUUAUUUUCUCAUCUAUAGAUGGUGGUUAAGCGAGGCUGUUUUGUUGUGUUUUUUUUUUCCCUGUGACAGCAGUAGUAUCCGCGUUUUUUCUUUUAAUUACUAAUCAUUGAAACAAAACUAGUGAUAACAAAAAGAGUGUGACUUAUGAUAUGAAAAUGCAAGUUAUUUACCCAACAUAACAUUAUCAGAUGCAGCAUCAAGCCCUAACAAUUUGCUCUUCUCUUUCUCUUUAAGCUAAAGAUCUGAUAAGAUCAAAAGCCAUCAUGGCUCUUAUGACAGAAAAAAAAAUAAAUCCAAAAUGUGCCUGCUCACAGCCUCAGGGGGUACCUGUGUGCCCACAUGCAUUGCAAACCACCAUGGACAAACACUUUCUCCAGCCACAUUUCGAACAAUUGGGGGAUUAGUUCUUCUUUUCUGAUGUGCACACCAUUUUUGUAGCUUUUUGUAUUUAAUUAUGACUGUUAAAUUGCAAAGGUUUGGGACCUAAUGUACAGUGCUGUUUUGGGGGCUGUGUCCUCCUUUUUAAUAAAAUUUUUAUAUGAACGA
Molecule: messenger RNA, 2299 nt
Organism: Cygnus olor (mute swan)
Lineage: Eukaryota; Metazoa; Chordata; Aves; Anseriformes; Anatidae
Gene: CHST14
Product: carbohydrate sulfotransferase 14
Biological process (GO): dermatan sulfate proteoglycan metabolic process; carbohydrate biosynthetic process
Cellular component (GO): membrane
Molecular function (GO): sulfotransferase activity
Source: RefSeq, a predicted model, not a curated record